Fonsecaea pedrosoi CBS 271.37 is the source of this 228-nucleotide messenger RNA. Its product is annotated as plasma membrane proteolipid 3. Bases 1 to 228 code for a protein of 75 amino acids. The record is from RefSeq and is a predicted model, not a curated record. Gene Ontology annotation, cellular component: membrane. Lineage: Eukaryota; Fungi; Ascomycota; Eurotiomycetes; Chaetothyriales; Herpotrichiellaceae. The transcript is spliced from 2 exons.
AUGCCUUUCACAGCAUCCGACAUCUGCAAGAUUAUCCUUGCCAUCAUCCUUCCACCCCUUGGUGUCUUUCUCGAGCGAGGUUGCAAUGCCGACUUUUUCAUCAACAUCCUGUUGACAAUCCUGGGUUAUAUCCCGGGUAUCAUUCACGCUCUGUACGUAGAAAGACGCGCCAGGUCGUCUUCGCCCGGAAUUGAAGCUAACAACAUUGCAACAGCUACAUUAUCCUGA